UUGCUUUACUGGACAAGGUGGAACUUUUCCAGCUCAACAGCAAACGGACCUUAAACCCGCAGAAACUUCUCGUGAGGCAGGCGGCUCUCGCGUCAUCUUCUGCCUGAAUCCCGACAGAAACCUGUUUGGGUUCGAAGCAAAAUGUCUUUAGCCGAGCAGAGCCAGCAGUGGUAUCCGACCAGCGUUCAGGUGACGGUGCUGCAGGCGAGGGGUCUGCGGAUCAAGGGGAAGAAUGGAACCAACGACGCGUACGCCAUCAUGCGCGUGGCCAAAGAGAAGUUCUCCACGUCGGUGGCGGAGAAGAGCGUCGCGCCGGUGUGGAAAGAGGAGGCCUCCUUCGACCUGCCGCUCUUUCACCCCAAUAACGCGGAGCGGUGCGGCUUACAGGUGAGCGUCAUGCACCGGGCGCUCGUGGGAACGGAUAAAACGCUCGGACUGGCGAUCGUCAACCUGUUGGAGCUUUACGACAAUAAAUCACGUAAUAAGUCAGAAUGGUUCAAACUGAUGGGCAAAACCGGAAAACCGGACAAAGACAGGGGUGAGGUGCUCCUAGACAUCCAGUUCAUGAAGAAUAACAUGACGGCCAGCAUGUUCGACCUCUCCGGCGUGGACAAGUCCCGUUCAAGGCUUGGCAAGCUGAAGGACAAGCUGAAAGGGAAGAAGAAAGACGGUAUGUCGGAUUCUGCCUCCGCCAUCGUGCCUUCGGUUGGCCAGAUUCUGACCGACAGCGAGGGAGAAGAGGAGGCUGACGCCACACCUGACACCAAGAAGAAGAGUAAACUGAAGUCCUUGUUUGCACCGAAGGGUUUGCAUCGCAACAUAUCUCAAUCCAUGUCCACACUACCCACACUUCCUGAAAAAGACUCAGCCAUCAGUUUGAGCAGAUCGUCUGGACUGAACGUCGAAUCUCCUGAAGGCAAGAAGAAGUUUAAGUUAUUCAAGCACAAGCGGACUGACAGCUCUGACAGUAAAGUAUCUCAAGGUGCUGGAUCUCUUCUGGGACAGGGCACGUCACAGAACAACCUAUGCAUCAACGGCAGUCACGUCUACACUGAAGAUCAGGAGACCAGAGGCUCUAGAGCAGGUUCCACGCUCAGUCUGAACAGCUCCGGCCACGGAUCCAUGGAGGAUCUGCGCAGAGGACCCAAUCGAAAGAUCUCCACCCUCUCAGUGGACCUGCAAACUCAAGAGAGCCCGGCAGUGGAGAUGAUCAAAAGACAAGAGGAACAGAGGAAACAAGAGGAGGUGAGGAAACGACUAGAAGAGGAGAGGAGGAGACAAAUCCAAGAGGAAGAGAGAGAAGAAAUGAGGAUGGAGGAGGAGAGAAAGAGGAUAGAGAGAGAAGAGGAGAGCAAACGGAUUGAGAGAGAGGAGGAGAGGAUGAGACUGGAGAAAAUGGAGGAGGAGAGGAGACGGAUUGAAAGAGAAGAGGAGAGGAAGAGGAGAGAAUUGGAAGAUGAGAGGAGACGGACUGAGAGAGAGGAGGAGAUGAUGAGGUUAGGGAAACUGGAAGAGGAGAAGAGAAGGACGGAGAGAGAGGAGGAGAGGAAACAGAUUGAGAGAGAGAUGGAGGAACGUAGAAGAGAGGAGGAAGAGGAGAUGGAAAGGGUAGAGGAAAUGGCCCGAAUAAAGAGAGAACAUGAGGAGGAAAGAAAGGCUGAGGAACGGAUCAGGGCUCAGGAAAGAACGAGGGAGGAGGAAGAGAAGAGGAUCAGAGAGGAGAAAGCCAGGCUUGAGAACGAAAGAAUGAAGAAAGAAGAAGAGACAAGAAGAAUCGAGGCGGAAACAAGACACGCUGAAGAAGAGGAAAGACUGAGGAAGGAGAAAAGGGAAGCGGAAGAAAGAGAGAGAGGAAUUGCCGAUGAAAAAGAAAGAAAGGAGCGGGAAAGGUCACGACUGGAAAAGGAAAAGAUGGAGCUUGAGAGAAAGGAAAAGGAGGAAAAGAUGAAAAUGGAACAAGAGAGAAAGAAGGCUGAGGAGGAGAGGAAGUUGAAAGCAGAAGAAGAGAAAGAUGAAAUGGAGAGAAAGAAGAAAGAACAGAUGAACGCCAUUGAGACGCGGCCUGAAGUGAAACCAAGGAGUGCUAGAAUGAACGCGGGUAAGAAAGAAGAGAAAGCCGACACGAUUGGCUCAGAAUACGUCCCAUCCUCCAAUCACUUUGAAGAGUCUCUAUUAUUGGAUGAGAACUCUGAAUCCCUCAGCCGCUCAUCAAAAGUAUCUGCAGUCAAGCCAAGUUCUUCCUUUUCUGGAACCGUCUUUUCUCAAGCAUCGCCACCAAAAACCAACCCGUUCUUAGAUGAUUCUGAAGCCGAAAGCGGCAACACGGAUAACGUCAGUCUCGGAGACGGCGCAGACAGAUCAGAGACAAGACGACGUGCCCCGAUGCCUCCUGACAACAAGACGCCAAGAGAGAAAGACACCAACACAUGCAGCGAAUCGGAAGACGGUGGAGAACCUGACGUCUUUAGUUUACGCCAAGACAAACGACCGGCACCUACACCGCCAGAUGUCUCCAAGAACAUUGAGGUUCUGUACAAAGAACGUACAUCUUCAAAAGAAGAAACAAACCUUUUUACAUCUGCGGUAAGAACGGCAAAACACAGCAAGGGACCAGCACCAGCAAAGCCCUCGCUAUCUUUACCUGAACCCAAGAACCGAACAAUUCAUCCCCACCAAAAUAUAACCGAACGUGCCUUGUUUCCAGACGAAGCCUCUCUGACGUCAGACUCUUGCUUAGAUCAGCCAAAUAUGUCUCAGUCGGGUCACAACCUUGAGAAUCUUGUAAUAUCCGCAAAGCCUGUCUUAAAACUAGAGUCCAAUGAAAGUGGAAAGGAAGAUACAGAAGGCACCAAAAAGAAGAGUCAUGCCCCGUUGCCUCCUGCCACAACUGGUGACCAGAAAUCAACAAGACAGCUCGACAGACGAGAUCAAGACGGACCAUUGAGGAUUCAUAGUGGCCUUUCACCCGCUUUGAAAUCCCCGUCAACCACCGCUAGUCAAGCUCCUGAGACGGUCCAGUCGCACGCGUCAGGGAACAGGACUUUACUUCGGGCCAGAGUGUCGCCUAUUGAUGCUCAAAGCUUUUCUGGGCAGAGUUAUGAAAAUGAACAAAAGAGAAAAGGCGACGCUGCCUUCAAAUCCAGCAGGCCCCAUGCGGUGAAACCCUUGAGCACCAUUGACAACCAGCAAGAUUUAAAUGAGAACAAAUACAAUAUCACAUCCGCAAAAAUUACCGAGGGCGUGCAAGUCAAGAUUAAGGCACCAGAAGUUAAAAGGGCCGGGCCAUACGCCCAGCUGACCCAUGAGGAGCUGGUCAACUUGUUGGAAAAGCAGAAGGAUCAGCUGUCUCAGAGAGACGCCAAGAUCAUGGAAAUGGAGCAGUAUAUAGACAACCUUCUGGUCCGGGUCAUGGAGGAGCAACCCAGCAUCUUAAUGUCUUUAAACUCGAUGAAGAAGUCUGUUUAAGAGAUCCAUGAGCGGGUUUUGGCAAGGGGAGAUUUUGUAUAUAAUAUUAUUGUAAACGCAAUAAGGGGGUGACAGAAAUAGAGGGUUGAGGUCUGUUCAGAGGUAUUACACUAAAGCCAGUGGCUGAUACUACUUGUGAAGUACUGAGCUGAAGAUCAGGCUGAUGUAUUCCUGAUUCAUGAAGUUUCGUGCUAUACAAAUGGCAAUACUGGGAUGUGGCUUUCCUCAGAUUUAAAUGGACCGAUUCGACUGUUUCCUGCACUGUUGUACUAUGCUGCACUAUGUGUGUUUACUGUCCAAAAUCUGUUGUGGUCAAAAACAGUGACGUAAACAUUAAAGUAAACACAACAGCACUUUCUUAAUGCAAAGUAUUUUAUAUUACAGAGCUAUAUUUUCAUUGUGACCAAACACCGUAUUGUUGUUCAUUUCUUGAACUCUGAUGAAGCACUUUAAAAGGAUUUUUGACCAAAUGUCCUUAAUGAAUCUCUUCAUCUGUAAAUAUGAUUUGAUAAUCAGUCCUACAGUCUUUUUCAUAUAACCCGAUGGCUCUACUAUGCUAUAACUUGGAAAUAAAGAAUGUCACAGGUGUGACUUUGCAAAUAGCAACAUUG
Messenger RNA from Triplophysa dalaica, 4076 nucleotides. It is a transcript of the gene rab11fip1b, whose product is annotated as RAB11 family interacting protein 1 (class I) b. NCBI's taxonomy places the organism in Eukaryota, Metazoa, Chordata, Actinopteri, Cypriniformes, Nemacheilidae. The record is from RefSeq and is a predicted model, not a curated record. Gene Ontology annotation, cellular component: intracellular membrane-bounded organelle. Gene Ontology annotation, molecular function: small GTPase binding. The transcript is spliced from 6 exons. Gene Ontology annotation, biological process: regulated exocytosis. The coding region runs from base 142 to 3465 and encodes 1107 amino acids.